AUGGAAGCUAUCAUGAAUGCGUUCUUUGGCGGGGCGAGCCAGCCCCGGCCAGGCAGCAGCCGAGCACCUGCAGGAGUCCGGGAAGCGCAGCGCGGGCACAGCGAUAGCGGGUCGGACGAUGAGAAGGGCAUACUAGAAAAGCAGCGGGAUGUGGAGACCGCAGUGCUUGUAGUCGACGCGCGAGGGACGGGCGCGGUGCGCACUGCGAGCGGCAUCCACGACCUCGAGCAGCAGCAGCAGCAGCUAUUGCCGCAGUCCCUGCGGCGAGCACAGCAGGGUGCCGGAACGGACGCGGCCCCUGCCGUCGCCGCCGCCCCUGCGGAGCCAGCGGGCGCGGCCCACCUGGCGUUGACCGCUAUCUACGGGCUGACUAACCUCAGCAGCGUCGUGAUGAUCGUCGUUGCCAACAAGAAGGCGCUGUUCACCCACGAGUUCAACUUCCCGGUGACGCUGACGUGGCUGCACGCGGUGUUCACCGCUGUGGGCAUGAGCGUCAUGGCACGCAGCGGGUUCUUCGAGCGCAAGUGA
Molecule: messenger RNA, 528 nt
Organism: Monoraphidium neglectum
Lineage: Eukaryota; Viridiplantae; Chlorophyta; Chlorophyceae; Sphaeropleales; Selenastraceae
Exons: 1
Coding region: 1-528 (175 amino acids)
Source: RefSeq, a predicted model, not a curated record